Messenger RNA from Triplophysa rosa, 3129 nucleotides. RefSeq names its product activating transcription factor 2 (gene atf2). The record is from RefSeq and is a predicted model, not a curated record. The coding region runs from base 81 to 1541 and encodes 486 amino acids. The transcript has 12 exons. Gene Ontology annotation, biological process: regulation of transcription by RNA polymerase II. Gene Ontology annotation, molecular function: DNA-binding transcription factor activity, RNA polymerase II-specific; cAMP response element binding. Lineage: Eukaryota; Metazoa; Chordata; Actinopteri; Cypriniformes; Nemacheilidae.
UCUCGCGAUAGUUGAAUUCAGUGGGCUUUAAAUUAGCUCUGAAGGGUUCAGCCCGCGGGUGGCAGACUGAAGCUGUGAAUAUGAGUGAUGAUAAACCAUUUCUCUGCACUGCUCCUGGCUGUGGACAGCGAUUCACAAAUGAAGACCACCUGGCGGUGCAUAAACACAAACAUGAGAUGACCCUGAGGUUUGGUCCAGCACGCAAUGACACUGUCAUCAUCGCUGACCAGACACCAACACCGACCCGCUUCCUCAAGAACUGCGAGGAGGUUGGGCUGUUUAAUGAGCUCACCAGCCCGUUUGAGCAUGACUUUAAAAAGGCCACGGAGGAAGACACUAAAAAGCUGCCUCUGGACUUGUCUCCUCUUGCCACUCCUGUUGUUCGUAACAAAAUUGAGGAGCCACAGAGAGUCAGUCCGCUCCCUCACCCUGAGUCUACUACUACUGAUGACAAGGAGGUUUCUUUGCAGCCGACCUCUCUGCCUCCAUCCACUAUAGUCCGUCCUGCUUCCCUCCAAGUUCCCAAUGUACUUCUGGCCAGCUCUGACGCUGGUGUUGUUAUUCAGCAAGCUCUCCCAUCUCCAACAUCUAGCUCUGUUAUAACCCAGGUCCCAACCUCUAGUAGGCCGAUAGUUCCGGUGUCAGGCACGAUUCCGGUUCUCCUGCAGCUGCCUAACGGUCAGACCAUGCCAGUCGCCAUCGCAGCCACCAUCGCCAGCUCCAGCGUCCACAUACCCACUGCCAUUCCUCUGGUCAGACCAGUCACCAUAGUGCCUAGUUUCCCUGGAAUCCCUGGUCCCUCUUCUCCGAAGCCUGUCCAAUCAGAAGCCAAGAUGAAGCUAAAGGCGGCUCUCAGUCAACAACUCCCUCAGGUAACCAACGGAGAUGCAGGUGACAUCCAGAGCAGCUCAGCCAGCCAAACUCCGCCCCCAGAGCCGCCUCCACCAGAGGAGCCCCGCCCAAAGUCACUACAGCAACCAGCUACAUCCACUACAGAAACUCCUGUGUCUCCAGCCCCACCAGCGCAGCACACGACCAGUACAGGCGGUCGGCGGCGGCGAACCACCAGCGAGGACCCCGACGAGAAAAGACGGAAGUUUCUGGAAAGAAACCGAGCCGCCGCAUCUCGCUGCAGGCAGAAGAGGAAAGUCUGGGUGCAAAAUCUGGAGAAGAAAGCCGAGGACAUGAGCUCCAUGAACGGACAGCUACAGAGUGAAGUGACUCUUCUGCGUAAUGAGGUUGCUCAGCUGAAACAGCUUUUGUUGGCACAUAAGGACUGUCCUGUGACACUCCUACAGAAGAAAUCAGGAUACCAGCAGCCGGAUAAGGAGGACAGCUGCGGGGAGAUGUCUGUUCCCAGCAGCCCACAGAACGAGGCCAUUCAGCACAGCUCCAUCAGCACAUCCAACGGUGUCAACUCGUCCAUGGCAACCGUGGCGGCGCUCACAUCCGACCCCGCUCUGGAGCCCAGCACAGAAGAGGAGGAGGAGUCACAAGUGGGCGGGGCUUCCACCGCUCACACCCAGUCUUCAGGAAGCUGAUUGGGCCUCUACAUCGGUCACUGUAAUUCUUGGUAGCCGCGUUUUUGUCUGGAGAACGCUCUGGUUUCCCCAAUUUUGAUCUGAGCUCUUUUUAAUCCAGCGAAAUUUUUACAAAGAGUGAGAAGACCGUUGUGGAAAAAAGGAUCAUGGGAGAUCCGUACUGAUUGUUUAAUUGUGUUUCUGUGUGUGUGUGUGUGUGUGUGUGUGUGUAUUUAUAAAGCGCUGAAUGAAGGAUUGUCUAGUUUGAAUGUGUCCUGAAUCUUAUUGAGAGAACGUGGACUUAAUAAAGCACUAUCAGAGGUUUAAAGAUGGAAGAACUGGUCACUUUAAUUUCUUUGCCUUUUAUAUUUUGCACAUGAGGAGAGUGUGAAAGGUUGUUUUUUAUUUGAAUGAUCGUUGAUCGAGUGCUUGCUGACAUUUGAGCACUUCCAGCAGCUUUUAGGAGUAGCUUUAAAAACUGAUCUGAACUGACCAUCAGUCUUGAAACAGAAACCUGCCGUUGUGUGAAACUUCUGGAUGAAGUUUUUGGGAACAUUUUUACACCGAUAAGAUGAAGAUUUGUUUCUUGGACAGUGGACUCUUCAAACGCUAUUUUGUCUGUGUGCUGUUAGUUAUUUGUUGCAGGUUUCAGUUUGUAUUCUGUAUUUGUUUAGUUAUGUUUACAUUUUAGGUGAAACAAAAUAUUUCCUGAUACUGGAAGCUUUCAAGGAGUUAUUUUGAUAAGAGGCUUUAUGCUUUUUUUAAUACGUGGUUUCCAUUCUGCUUGCUUAUAAAGUGGCUGACUUUGUAUUUGUGGUGUCUGAUUCUUACAAACAUGGACAGAAAAGAAAAACAUGAUUAGUUCUUUCACUUUGUUGUCUUUCUAAUUACAGUGUAAUUAUGGAAGCAUUGUAAAUGUCAUUACUGAUGGAAUUAUUGUGUGUGAUCUCUACUGGUACUGUGUUGUCUUCAGAUCAUAACAACAAAGUAAAAAUUAUACAAAAUCACCUGAACAGACUUUUAAAGCUUUCCCAACCUUUGGAGCUGUUUGAAACACAUCUGUCUUUAGAAUAAAACUCUAAACAGAAUCUAGAGCUGCUCCUUGUAAGAUCUCUUUGUAAGUUAAACUUUGAUUAGUCACGAUUGCUAAGAAUAGAUUGGAAAAAAAUAAUGAUGACUUUGUGUCCACUUCUCUCUCUCUCAAAUGUUUUGGCUUACUACUGUGUAGUUCUACAAGACUUUUCUGCAUUUUUUGCUUUUAGAUAUUGACUAUUUAGAACUUAUUUUUGUUUUCAGAGGUUAAUUUAUAAGACAGUUGUUAUGUGCUAACCUGCGUGAUUCUGAGAGAAUAAGACCAAUGUUUCAACCAAUGUCUCCUGUUGGGAUACUGCAGUUCAACAUCUUGUUACUCUUAAGAGUUUGAGCCAGAACAUGGCAGCUUUACUACAGGGUUUUGUUCUUAACUCUGGGUCCACCUCCAGGAUGUGAUCAUUUAAUUAUUGUGUUAUUAAAGUUGUAACUUGUGAAAGCUAUGUAUAAAAUAUACAAAUGACUAAAAUGUUGUAAUAAAUCUUUUCAUAGCUCUUAAAAAGUUAUUCAGGGUGUGUGA